Caenorhabditis elegans is the source of this 1729-nucleotide messenger RNA. RefSeq names its product Tyrosine-protein kinase (gene kin-21). Gene Ontology annotation, biological process: developmental process. Bases 50 to 1681 code for a protein of 543 amino acids. The transcript is spliced from 6 exons. Gene Ontology annotation, molecular function: protein tyrosine kinase activity; non-membrane spanning protein tyrosine kinase activity; protein kinase activity. Lineage: Eukaryota; Metazoa; Nematoda; Chromadorea; Rhabditida; Rhabditidae. The record is from RefSeq and is marked reviewed.
AUAUGAAGAUCAGAAGAAUCAAGAAUUCAAAUCAUUUGCAUAUAAAAUAAUGAAAACACCUGAUCAAAAAAGUUGUGAAACUGCUGAAUCAAGUAAUACCAAAUAUUCUCCGAAUCUUGUGAUUGAUGGAGCUGCUGUGAGCAAUGAGGAUGUUGCCGGAAAAGUAGCGGAUCUUGAAUACGCACAUUCGUUUCCAGAUCUGGUUCUCAAUGUUGAGAAGCAUGAUGAUGAAUACAUCAAAUCAUUCUUGCUACAACGUAACUGGUAUCAUGGAAUGAUGUUCGGAAAGGCUGCCGAGAAGCUACUCAAAUGGGAGAGCUCUUACAUUGUCCGUAGAUCAAUGGGUCCAACACACAAAUUUCUGUGUAUAACGGCACGAGUUGAAGACAAAUAUUUCCAUUUUCAAUUCAACUGGAACUCGGAAGGAUGGAGUUGCCCGAUUCUUUAUGAAAAGUUUCCAAGGAUUCCUGUGAAGCGAUACGAACACAUAUAUCAACUUCUCGAUGCCUGGUCGCUGGUAGUCAAUCAGCUUGUACCAAUCAGUCGAUGUUCGAUGAUCCUCCAACACAGUUCAAUCGCUUUGGAAAAUCAGCUGGGAAGAGGAGCUUUUGGUGAAGUAAUCAAAGCAAAAUAUGUGCCAAUGGGAGCAACUGUCCCGACUGAAGUAGCCGUCAAACGACUCAUCGGAGAUGCCAAAAGGCCCCAACUCGUGGACUUUUGCAACGAAGCAAACAUCAUGACUUUGCUGGAACACAAGAACAUCGUAGCUCUGUAUGGAUUCGCGUCUCUCCAGCAGCCGAUCAUGUUAGUCAUUGAGUUUGUACCGGGAGGAGAUUUGAGAAAAUACCUUCAACGUACUCCAAACGUACCCAGUAAACAAAUCAUCAAAUUCGCAAUGGAGAUUGCCAGUGGAAUGAAGCAUCUGUCCUCCAAAAAUGUCAUCCAUCGGGACUUGGCCGCAAGGAACUGCCUGAUCACUAAAGAACUGAACGUCAAAAUUUCUGAUUUUGGCUUAUCAGUGAAUGAAAGUGAGACGAAAAUGAAAAGUUUGAAAAAGGCCCCAAUCAGAUGGCUCUCUCCGGAGACAUUCUCCAAAGGAUUAUUCAAUGAGAAAACGGACGUCUGGUCGUAUGGAGUACUGCUCACGGAACUUAUGACGAGAUGUGCACAUGAUCCGUUGUGGCCGAAGAAUCUGAAGCAGGUGCAAAAAUGGAUCAAAGAGUCGGAGCACCCACAUAAGAUUGAAGACGGAGAUCCAAGUGAGUUGAAAGAGAUUGUGGAUGCUUGUUGUGCAAAAAUUCCAUCGGUCCGCAUCAACUUCAGAGAAGUCAAAAACCGUCUUGCGAUGCUUCAACAGAAAAAGAAGACCCUGGAGCUUGAUGCUCAAAAACCAAUGAGCCCUAAUCCAGCUAUUGAGAAGAAAAAAUCGGAAGAUCGUCGAAAUAAUAUGGAUCGUAGAAACAAGACGAAUCGGAAGAGCCAUACUUCGACUGAUCGUACAAACUCCAAUAAUACUCUUACUCGGAAGAAAUCAAGAGAUGCUGGGAAGAACGAUCGAUCCAAUGAACGGAAGAACAAGGCGAAGGGUGGUAACUUGAGUGUUGAUGGAACGAAUAAGUCGUCACGUCGGAAGGAACAGAAAGGGGCAGUUGGAAUAAGUCAGGAAAUGGUUACUAAGUGAACUCAUGUAAUCAACAAAAUAGUCGCGUGUAACCAAUGAAUGAUGAGA